UUUGACGAGCAGCCGUUGUUCUGAAUACAAAGACACCGGAGUCCGACACAUUAUUUCCCUUUAGCUUUAUAUUAUAGAUUAUUCCUCUGCGGUAUAUACUCUGAACACUAAACGUUAAAACAGGCUAAUGCGUUUGACGGGUUUUGUUGGACAAAUAUCGGAGCGAAUUGAGGAAAAAUGUAGUGAAACUGCGCAGUCAUAGCUUAAUGGGAGGAGUGACCUGAACAGAUUAUGGCAGCUGACGACAAAGUUGCCAUCCUGACCGAUGAUGAGGAGGAGCAGAAGAGGAAGUAUGUGUUGGCUGAACCAUUUAACACCCUGUCAAUGGAGCAACAGGCAGGUGUGUCUCCAACACCGACCCCCGCCUCGGAAACACCCCCCGAGCAGCCUCCACCCUCACAGUCUGACCCCAUUGACUGCUGUGAGAGGAUGUGCCUCCGUAUCAACACACACCUCCUCGUCUCCAAAGUGUUUUACUUCUUUUUCUACGCCGCUUAUGGCUCGCUACACCCCCUGCUGGCCGUGUACUACAAGCAGCUUGGAAUGUCGGCCAGUCGUAGCGGGCUGCUCGUCGGCAUCCGCUACUUCAUCGAGUUCUGCAGCGCUCCCUUUUGGGGAGUGGUAGCUGACCGCUUUAAAAAGGGCAAGGCUGUGCUUCUGUUCUCCGUCUUCUGCUGGUUGGUGUUUAACUGUGGCAUUGGUUUCGUCAAACCGGCGGAGAUGAAAUGCGAAGAAAAGGGUGCUGUCCCAUUGACAACCGUGGCACCUGCAACGACGACUCACCCAUACAGUAAUUUCACAAACACAAGUAGUAACUUCACAAACCAUACCAGAGGUCGGCGCAGCUUACUAGGGUCAGUUGACCUUCAUACAUUCCUGGACUCCGACUUCACUUUACUCCACCGACAUGUGCGAAGGGCUGAUGCUAACUCAACCUCAGUUAACUCCACCUUGGUGCCCCACAAGCCAACAAACACCACCAAACUUACUCCAAAUACUACCACACAUAGCACCACAACCACCUCCCCUGCCCCAACAAAACCCAAGGUAUAUCAGAUCAUCUACAACAAGGAUCAGGUCGAAACCAACUUCUUGCUCAUCCUCCUCGUUAUCAUCGUUGGUGAGUUCUUCAGCGCCCCUGCCGUCACCAUCGUGGACACUGUGACACUUCAGUACCUUGGAAAAGCUCGCGACCGUUACGGCCUGCAGAGGAUGUGGGGGUCGUUGGGAUGGGGUCUAGCUAUGCUUUUGGUCGGCAUCUGGAUCGACCACACGCACAUCACGGUUGUAAUCGAUGGCCUGGGCUGCAUCCUGCCUUCCUACCGUCUACAUAACUACCAGAUUGCCUUCAUUGUCUUUGGUGUACUGAUGGGCUUAGCCUUCAUUGUGGCAACGCAGUUUUACUUUGAAAAAGGUGGAGACUACAUGCAGGAGCUUCCCGAGGGUUUGGUCGAACAGGGGGGUGGUGCACGAGGCUCACCUGAAUCUGGAUCAUCAGACCAGACGCCAACCAGCCCCGACGCUGCUCAGGUGUUCCACUACAGCGACCUGCUGAAGCUGCUGUGCAGUGUGCGCUACAGCUCUGUCCUGUUUGUGGCCUGGUUCAUGGGUUUUGGUUAUGGCUUUGUAUUCAGCUUCUUGUACUGGCACUUGGAGGACCUGAAAGGGACCACCACCCUGUUUGGAGUCUGUUCAGUUCUGAGCCACGUCUCGGAACUUGCAGCCUACUUCACCAGCCACAAGUUCAUUGAGCUUGUUGGACAUGUCAGGGUGCUUUAUAUCGGCCUGGCGUGCAACACGGCUCGAUACCUCUAUAUCUCCUACCUGAAGAACGCCUGGACAGUGCUUCCAAUGGAGGUCCUUCAAGGUGUGACUCACGCCUCCGUCUGGGCCGCCUGUAUCUCCUUCCUGAGUGCCGCCGUCCCACCUGCCCUGAGGACGUCAGCACAAGGCAUCCUGCAGGGCCUGCACCUGGGGCUGGGCCGCGGCUGUGGAGCCAUGGUGGGGGGUGUGUUCGUCAACUAUUUUGGUGCUGCAGAAACGUUCAGAGGGAUCGGCAUGGCCUCCCUCGUCAUCCUCCUCAUAUUUGCCUUCAUCCAGUUCUUGACUGGAGAAACUGAAGAUAAAGAGAACAAAAUGCUGGCAGAGAACAUUCCAGUCCCCUCCAGUCCAGUUCCCAUUGCCACCAUUGACCUGGUACCGAGUCAGACCACCACUGGUACCGCGACCCCAACCGCCGCCCUGCCCGUGAAGAAGACCAAACACCAGGAGGACCAGGAGGACGUGUCGAGGCCGGCCUGGGUGCUCUCCGGUGCCCCCUGGGUCACCAUCGCCUUCGCCAUCGUCCAAAUCAAGGAGAUGAUCAGCAUGGCGAAGAGUGGAGGACCGCCCCUCGAGACCCAGCCUCUACAGGUACCUAAUGGCAAUGAAACGACUGUGGAAGCAGCACAAAACGACCCCACUGACGACGGUACCCACUCAACACCCACUGACUGUAACAAGGACGGAGACCCAACACGACCGUCUACGAACCGAGAAGGACCUGGAGACAAUCCCUCCUUCACUGCCGACUGAAAACACACAGCACGACAGCUUUAACGCCUGUGUAUUACUGUUGUAACUGCAAAUAUAUCCGUUUAAUCUUCAACAUAAUCUUGAUACAGCGCUAGUUUUGGUGAGCUGGUUGCACUACGGUCUGACUGUAGGUGAUUUUUACAAAGGGUGGGAUCAGUUCAGGAUCUUGGAACUGUAUUUAUUAUUAUUAAGUUAUUGUUAAAAAAAACUAGCUGAGGGAGUUGGAAAAUGGGAAUGCUGCAUUUGUUGUAAUUUUCAGAGGGUUUUUUUUUAAAUUUGGAGCUAUAGUCAAAUCCAGUUGAGCUCAGAGCUUUGGGCUUCAUAUUAACUGCACUUGAACUGCUAAAGUGAAGGAGGAUCCAUCAUGAAGUAAAGAGCAUGCCUCUUGACAUGUCACAGUAGUGUAGAAAAGUUUUCAGACACCCUCAAAAUGUUACAGUUUUAUUACCUACAUUUUCAGGAAUUCACACAGAGCUGAAACUUUUACUGCGGUUUCUUAUAAAACAUAGUCACAGCAUAGAAAUCACAACAAUUUAACACCUGAACCACUAAAAAUAUCUUAUCAAAUGCCAGAUUUAACUGAGACGUUGCAUAAUAAGGUUGGUUUCAUUUACAGAUAUGGAAAAAAGUUUUCGUACACCUUUAAAAUUUUACACAAUCUCAAAUAAUCAUGAAAUAUUUGCGUGAAACUUUUUUUGUGUACGUUUCUAAAGGUGUGGUUGCAUCAGACAGACACAAACAAAUGCAAAGGAUUAUUUUUCUGUUUAUAUGAGGAAGAGGAUUGAACUGAAACUGUAAAUGCAGGUUAUUUUUGAAAAAGUGUUUGAAAAUUCAGAGUAUAAGACAAAUUAUUACAUGCGACGGACAUUAAAAACCAUUUAAUUGAACUUAUGGGUCAAAUACUGCAUUAUCAUACAGUAUAUACCAUUAAAACAAUUAUCCUCUGCUCAAAACAGGAAAGAAAACAAAUAUGCAAUCGAGUUUCUUUUGUUUAUUUUAACAAGAAAAAUAGCAAAACUAAAUAAUUGACAGUUUCAACAUGUCAGGUUCUGGAUGUGUUUCAUUAUCUGCUGAAACAUUCAAUUUUUCCCAUAUUUUUUUCCCUUUUAAAUACUAUAAAGCUCUAUUAUCAUCAAAUAUGGAGUUUUUCCAAAUUCAGAUAAGUUCAACAGGAUGUUUAAAAGUGAUGCUGCAGUUGUUUGUUUGGCAUAAAAACUCAAAAAUGUUCCGAAAAGGACAUUGUUGUACUGCUUCAUAUCAUAUAAACACCAGGAAUCUGUCCCUGUUACAUAUUACAUUAAGACAUGGCACCAUAUUUGAAGAUAAAACCACAUUGUAAUCAUUAACUGCCAUCAGAGAACAGCAUUCAGCAACGUCUAAAACUGACGACUUCAUGUCAGAUUCAACACAUGUAUGAAUAACGUGAAUACGACAGUGAUUCCUAAUGGGAAAUAUCACAAAUGCAUGGGGUGAAUGAAAACUUUUGUCCAACACUGAACGUAAAUACCUGAUGUGUUUAGAAACUGGUGAAAUCCAACUACAGUAGAACCACCCAGUACGAGUUAAAUUUGUUCCAUGAUUGUCAUCGUUUUGCUAUUUAUUCUUUUUACGGAACAGUUUUCCCCUUUGAAAUGAACUGAAAUAUAAUUUUUCCAUUUUAGCCCCAAAAACCACCUAAAUAUCCUAUUUAAUGGGUUUUUAAAACAGAAAACGUACAGUUAGGGAAAAAAUGCACUUAUAAAAACAUAAUGAUAAAUGAUAAAAUAGAAUGCAAAAGAAAUAAACUGGUUUUAUAAACUUAUUUAUCUCAAAGAUGAGACGACCAUUUGAUGUAAUUUACUCGUAAAGACGCUGCCUAGUGGUUAGUAUGAAGAUGCAGAUUUCCACUCGUAUUUCUUUUUUUUUUUUUUUUUCUAUAAUUAAAUUUUUAUUGACAUUCAGUAUCAGACAUUCACAUUCGGUACAUCAUAUGUACACAUAUCAUACAUCUGUUGUCUGCUCCAAAUGCCAAAAUAAUAUUUUAUGUUUUAUGUCUAACACUGAAAAGAAGGCAGGUAACCAAAUAAAAGGAGAGAAAAAAAGAAAAAACUAUGUACAAGUAGGGGGUGAUCUUUCCCAUACAACACAAUCAUUGAUUUAUGAAAACAAACACUGGUCUAUAGUGUGACAUAGCUGUCCCAGUUUUCCCAGUAUGAAGUGAAUUUCUCCGAUUUGUGAUUAACAAAUGCUAUAAACGUCCAUUGUGAUUCCUAUCCAUCCAUUUAAAGUUGGGCUCUCCUUUAAAAGCCUUUUCCUGGUGAUAGUCUUUUACAGGCCACCAGCAAAAUAUUCUUUAAAUGUUCGUCUCUUUUCGGCCAUUUUUCACUUGUGUUUCAAGAUGAAAAUACACACGAGCCGUAUCUUGUAAACUGAAUUACUCGUACAUUGGUUCUACUGUAGCAAAACACUGAGGUAUUUUUCCAGAUGUAACUUUAAUAACAUCCUGCAUCAUUUAAAAGUAGUGACUCCAGCUGAGUUCGCACCAUCAUCAUUUAUAACUCCAUCAUAUAAACUCCAUUCUAACAUUUGAAGGUAAAUUACAUGUUACUGUGAAAACAGGCUGUUUGCAUUAGUAACUACACUCCCUAUAAUCCAUGACAUCAUCUGACAUUUAUUAUACAUUUAUUUAUACUUGUGCUUUCAUUUUCCAACAGCAGAAAUGCAGAUGUUACUACUUGUUUCUGUGACACACUCAAAUCCCCGUAACAGAACACAUCAGUACAGACUUUACACUGUGUUCCAAGGAUUAACCAACUGAAGCUGACAUUAGAUGCUAAUAUUAUAGUGUUGACAACUUUCUAAUUAGCUGCUACUGCUUUGUACCAGUUUGUCAUCGGUAGGUGUUUGUUCUAACUUUACGUUGUCACCUGUCCAAUAUACGACCACAUGUAGUUAUAAUUAAUGGUUUCAUCACCAUUUCAUAUACAUGCAAGCCAAUAUUUACCCGAUUGUAGUGUUAAAUCAGGGGUGUUAAACAUAUUUUAGUUUAAUGUGAUCUAAAGUGGGUCAGACUAGUAAGAUAAUAACCUAUAAAUAAUGACAAAUCCAAAAGUUCUGUUAUGUUUAUAGGGAAAAAAG
Molecule: messenger RNA, 5691 nt
Organism: Sphaeramia orbicularis (orbiculate cardinalfish)
Lineage: Eukaryota; Metazoa; Chordata; Actinopteri; Kurtiformes; Apogonidae
Product: major facilitator superfamily domain-containing protein 6-A
Exons: 7
Coding region: 232-2574 (780 amino acids)
Biological process (GO): antigen processing and presentation of exogenous peptide antigen via MHC class I
Cellular component (GO): plasma membrane
Source: RefSeq, a predicted model, not a curated record